Messenger RNA from Bombus impatiens (common eastern bumble bee), 9948 nucleotides. It is a transcript of the gene rno, whose product is annotated as PHD finger protein rhinoceros. Lineage: Eukaryota; Metazoa; Arthropoda; Insecta; Hymenoptera; Apidae. Gene Ontology annotation, biological process: regulation of transcription by RNA polymerase II. The record is from RefSeq and is a predicted model, not a curated record. The transcript is spliced from 8 exons. Bases 28 to 8748 code for a protein of 2906 amino acids.
UACCGCUAGCUCACUUGGUAUAGUAGAAUGGCACAGCGAGGCAAACGAAUAAAUAGAAACGACAAUGAUUUGGCGUCUUGCCCAGGCGCAAUCAAAAGGCGCAAAUGUAGGCUGGUCCCAGCGUCGGGUUCGUCGUCGCUGGCAGCUACCAUGGGGCCCUCAGAAGAGGAGGAGACGAUGGCGUCGUCCAGUCAAGGAGGGGCAUCCUGGACCCCCAGACCACUCUGUGACAUUAAAAUCUCUAGUAUAUAUAAUCGCUCCUCUGCUGAGGCUCCUGCAGAAUUAUUUCGUAAGGAUUUGAUUAGCGCAAUGAAAUUACCUGACAGUGAGCCACUAAGUCCCAAUGAAUAUUGGGUUAUUACUGAUCAAUGGAAGCAAGAAUGGGAGAGAGGUGUUCAAGUACCUGUCAACCCAGACUCCCUUCCAGAACCAACAGUCACUAUCACACAAGCUACACCUAUAAAGCAGCACAGUGAAUUUAAAUUACCUAAAAAGUUCGUAAGGAUAUCUCGUGAUGAUUAUUUCAACCCUGAAGAUCAUCAUUUAAGCACAACUCCAGCACGAGCAGAAAAGGCUUGUGCCUAUGACCUUGAUGAUACUGAUAUUGCUUGGUUGGAUGUAUUAAACGGUGAACGUGCACAGGCUGGACAAUUGCCUAUUACGGAAUCACAAUUGGAACGUGUGAUAGAAGAACUGGAAGUUCGUUGUUGGGAAAGAAUACAAACUAUAGUCAAGAAUGAGGAAGGUCUUGGUAUUGAGUAUGAUGAAAAUGUGAUUUGCGAUGUUUGCAGAUCUCCUGAUUCUGAGGAAGGAAAUGAAAUGGUAUUUUGUGACUGCUGCAAUAUAUGUGUACAUCAAGCAUGUUAUGGAAUUACUUCAAUACCAGAUGGUUCAUGGCUAUGCAGAACUUGUUCUCUAAGUCAACGACCAGAUUGUGUUCUUUGUCCUAACAAAGGUGGUGCUAUGAAGUGUACUCGUAGUGGCCAAAAAUGGGCUCAUGUUUCUUGUGCUUUAUGGAUCCCAGAAGUCAGUAUUGGUUGUGUCGAAAGAAUGGAGCCUAUUACUAAAAUAUCCAGCAUUCCGCAAAGUCGAUGGGCCUUAAUAUGUGUAUUGUGUCGAGAGAGGGUCGGUGCUUGCAUCCAGUGCAGUAUAAAGACGUGUAAGACAGCGUAUCACGUAACGUGUGCCUUCAAAUAUGGCUUAGAAAUGAAGGCAAUCAUUGAAGAUGAAAUGGCAGAUGAUGGAGUAAAAUUAAGGUCUUACUGCCAGAAACAUAGUAGAACAAAUACGAAAGAUAAAGUUCAAGGUACUGGAAGCACUAUAGGAAGUGGAGUUGAUAAGGCGGGAUCAGAUUCCGAAGAUGCGGAGUCUAGAAGACGUAAGAGAAAAGACAUGACUUCUGAAGAGAAAAAUCAAGCACGUGCUGCAAAACUACAGGAAAUCGAAGCAGAAUUUGACAAACACGUGAGUUUAAAGGAUAUCGCUUCGCAGCAGUUAGAUGUCGAUCCUGAUGGCAUUGUUUAUAUUUAUAAUUAUUGGAAGCUCAAAAGAAGGGCCGGUCAUAACAAACCGCUUUUGGCACCACGUUGUGGAGAACUUUCUGGUAGUGGAUCGCGUAAUCAAGGACAAGCAGCAGAUCUUGAAAAGAUGAGGACAUUUGUGCAAUUACGCCAAGAUCUGGAAAGAGUUCGAAACCUAUGUUACAUGGUUGGCAGAAGAGAAAAACUCUGUCGAACCUUCCUCAGAUUACGAGAGCAGACUUUCCACAAGCAAGCUUUACUAAUGUCUGGUCCACCUUUACCACCGUCAGCAGCCGCUGCUGUAAUGGAAGCAAAUCAUGGACCUUCGAUAUACGACCGAUUAUAUUCCCACCCUGACUCGGAGGAUCACACUCACGACUUUGACACAAUUAUUGCCAGAAUCGCUGGUAUAGACUCUCCGACUAGUGAAGAGAAGAAGACUCAGCAGCAGCAACAACAGCAGCAACAACAACAACAAGAUUUUAAUGGUGCCUCUAGUAAAAAGUUAUACUUUAAUGGCUCUGUCCGAAGAAAGACUCUUUAUGGCAGUGAUUUAUCAUCUGUCAGUAGUAGUGAAACGGAUGCGGCUAAGGUGAAGACAACCGAAAAAUCGAAAACUGAGUCGAGUACGGAAGAAGAAACUAACGUUUCGACGAAAACUAAACUAUCGCGAAGAAAAACGAAAAAGACUGUUCAAUCGGCUGAUAAAUUACAUUCGGCGCUUAGAGAUAACAGUGAAAAUGAAAAGCUUGUGAAUAGUAGAUCGCAUACGCUCGAACAUAUGGAGAAAGAAUUAGGAAGUGCUUCUGGUAGUGAAAGCGACGAACUGUUAAUGUUAAGCGGUGGCGCAACGAAGCAUUUUACCGCUUCCACUAUUUAUUCAGAUACUGACUCUGACUCCCAAGAACAUGCAUCUCAUUCUGCGGUUUUAAUCACAAAAGCAGCAGUGAAAGAGUUUUCCGCAGCAAAUUUGUCAAAAAAUUCACAAAAAAGUUUUGGCAAAGAUCCCAGACAUGUCGAAUCAACGUAUCAUAAUACAGGAUCGAAGAAUAAAGAGAAUCAAAAUAAAGCUGGCUCUAAAAAGAAAGAAUAUAUACCUUCCGCAUUAAUCGUUCCACAGAGACAAGCUGCGAAGAAAGCUUCGGAAAUCAUGCAACGCACACAGCAAGGCAAAAAAGACAAUUCGGUGCCUGAAUCUACUCCAGAAGUAAUUAAGUCUCCUGUCGAGGAAUUUCCGAAAUGUUCCUCGUCGAAGCAAUCAAAAGACAAAACUCCUAAUAAAAAACAGAGAGAAAACAAACAGUCGAAAGAAACUAAAAAUAACGAUGUAUAUGAUUUCGAUAAAGAAGAUGGAACGGAGAUUUUGGCGUAUGUGCCGCAAAGACAAGCUGCCAAGAAGGCCGCCGAACACAUCAAAAGUGGCAUGGGUACUAAGACUACGCAGCAAAUCGAACAGGAGACGCUUGACGGAAGAUCGAAAAAGGAAUCUCCAGAAGCAGGAAAAAGGAAGGAAAUUAAAAAGGACGAUUCUUCCAGAAAAGAAGAACUUCCUUCGCGAAAAGAAGAAACAUCCUCAUCAUCUUCAUCGUCGUCAUCUUCCUCAUCCUCUUCGUCAUCUUCAUCCUCUUCUUCAUCUUCUUCUUCCUCAUCCUCUAGAAAAGAGGAAGUUUCAUCCAGAAAGGACGAAUUGAUUUCUAAGAAAGAAGAAUCGUCCUCCAGGAAAGAGGAAAUCAUCUCAAAGGAGAGUCGCCCGAGAAGACCUAGAAAACCGAGCGACCAAAAGUCGUCGGUGCUUUCAAGCAACAGCGAUAGCAGCAGUAGUAGUAAUAGUUGUAGUAGUUCCUCAGAAAGUAGCAGUGAUUCCGAAAAUCCAGAACGUAGGAAAUUCUCAGAUGAAUUGGUGGACGGUUCUUCUUGUUCUACUUCCUCUGAAAGUGAUACUGGUAACAAAACGAAAAGUAAACCGGUUACAAUUUCAAGCACAGCAAAUAGAAGGCAACAGUCUAAUAAAACGUCACCAGAACGACAGGAUGCUGAAAGAAAACAAAUUUCAGGGCGGAAACUCAAGAAGCUGCCCGAGAAGAAGCUUAAAACUUCCGACGGGCGGCGGGGACCUGAGUUUCAGCCGCCUACUGAGAGAGAGGAAUCUCGUAGAACCCCUAAAGAACAACAACAGCCACAGACACAACAACAAGAAGCAACUGUCAAGAAGCAGGAUCAAAGAGACAACAAACAAAAGCAACCAGCAACAGCGGGAGCCACAACAACAGGAACAGAGACUAAUGAGGAUCUGCUCAUUGGGUCUGGAGAUCAUGAUGGGGCAAGAAGUGUUCCUGGGUCCAGACCUCCCAAAAAGUCGGGUCAAGCUAGUAAGCAGCAGUCCUUGUCAAGGAAAGAAGAUAAGAAGACCAAGUCCGAAGGCAGAAAGCGAAAACCGAACGAGUCUGUCGCAAAGGAUGAAAAGAGUGGGAAAGAAACGAUCAAGAAAUCGGAGAAACGGUUAACCGACAAGCAACCUGUCAAGAUAGUAGAAAAUAAAAACGAAGAGGAGAGUAGAAAAGACGAACCAAAGAUUGUUGAUCAAGGAAAAACUAACGAAUGCAUGGACAAUUCUUCAAAGAACGAAGAGAAGAAAGUUAAAAAGAUUGGAGGCAAGGACGCGAUCAAUAUUUUGGAAGAAGAAAUGAAACAGCGUAGAGCGGAAAGGGAUAGUCCGAAAAAAUCAUUGAGGGGAUUAGAUAAAUUGUUGGAGAAACGUGAACAUCACGACAAAAUGUCUAAGAGUAAAAAUUCGGAGGUGAAAGUUGAGAAAGUUGCUUGUGACGAGGAAAAUGAAGAGAAGGGAUCCGUGGAAGAAAGUCAACAAAUGAAAGAAGCUGUGAAAAACGAAGAUCGUAAAAACCAUAUUAACGAGAGCGAUAUUAUUAUUGAGAAACCAAAAUCGGAAGAACAAGUGGAGGAAGAGAUAAUAAAGAAGGAUAUUUCCGAGGUACCAGAAAUCGAGAAAGUUAUAGCUGGAAAGAAGAAAACGGAUCGGAAUCAAACGAAGAACCUGGAGGAAAUUGUCGAACAACGAAGUGUUGAACCACCGCAAAAUAUCGAACCUCAGCCCGUUCCCGUGGAAGACAAUGUGCAGAAAGAAAGCAGCAAAGAUGACAACGUCAAAUCUGUUUUGGAAAGAGUUGAAAAUUCUGAAAAAGACCAUCAAAAACGACGAAAAUCUGCAAAUAGAUCAAUUUUCUCGCCACAACAUGGUAAAGAUGCGAGUGUUUCGGAAUUGUUUGAUUUUGACCAGGAUAUGUUAACAGAAGAAAUAGUGAACGAAGAUGGAUUUGGUAUAUCAAGAGAUGCGGAAGAGCGGGGUGUACCAUUAAGUUUCUCGUUCAAUAAUGAGUUGUGGUUCAAGGAAGAUUCGAAAGAAGAUAGCGCGAGGGAAACAUUGCAUCUUGUUGAGAAAUUGCGUAUGGAACUCUCGAAGAAAUCAAAUUCUAGUCAGUUCGAAUUAGAGGCAGUACCUGUGGAUGGCGAAAUCAAAAAGGAGGAACCACCAAUAGAAAAAACGUACGAGCAACAACAACAACCACCGCAGCAACUACAACCGCAACAACCACAACAAUCCCCGCAACUUCAGCAGCAGCAACAGCAACUUGCUCAAACUCAAGCAGAAAAAGAGACAAAGAUGCUCGAGCCUAUUGCAGAACCAGUCCUAAACGUAAAAAAUGUUGAAAUUUCCGAAGAAGAGGUAGCUAUUAAUGAAACCCGUCCUAGCACUUAUAAUAAGAGUACGGUAGAGGAAAAGAGAAAAACAUGCUACUCGAGCGGUAACGAUAGGUAUGCGGCCUAUGAAGAGGAUCGUGAGGCGAACAAAGUAAGUUUAGUGGAACGAUCAAAACUCGAUCGAGCGGAGACUGACGAGAGAUGGGUUCCACCAAGCAUCAAUAGUUUUGAACUGAGUGAUGUGCAACAUUUGAAUGCUUUGAUGGAGACGCAAAAUCGUCGAUACAGCAAUCAUUUUUCUAAUGAAACUAUUCCAGAGAACGAUUCUAUCGCGCGUACUCAUUUGACCGCACCGAGUAUCCAGGAACAGUAUCUUUUGCAGCAAUCACAUUCGAUUCUACAUAGUCAGCAAGAGCCACACGAAAGGACGAUACUCGAUCAACAGAUACCUGAAGAAAGUCCUAUGGAAAUAAUGAGCAGACAUUUGAUCAGUUUGCCAGCAUCAGAAGAGGAUCAGGCUGCUGAAAUGAUGGACAGGGUGCUCGAUAAAGAGGACGACGUUGUCAGACAGCAGGAGUACGAUCAAAAUUCACCGUACAAUGAUAUAAACGGUCGUCCAGACACCAGGUGGGCGGAAAGUCAAGUUUUGCCUUCCCGAAGAUCUACAUCAUCUUCGAUUACUUCCGCCUCUUCCGCGGAGGAUCAUUCCAUUCCACCUUACAAGAACGUACCGAGCAUUCCGUUUCCACCAUGUUCCAUGGAAACAACAUACUACGCGGAUUCGAGUUACGGUACCGGUCCAGUCAGCCUAUUUCCGCCACAGUCCUGUGCAGCACCUUUACCUUACCCUUCUCCUGGACCAGCUCUUUUUCCGCCAGCAUUUGGAGCUGCGUUUCCAGGAGCUCAAUCGUUAUUGCCACACGUGAAACCGCUAGAAGAUUCGCUUAAUCUACAAGCUUCGCCAUGUACCGCAGCAUUCACGUCUUCCUCGCACAACAUGGCGCUUACCGCAGCCAUGGUCUCGCCUACUAAGAUAGUCACACCACCUCCACCACCACCGCCACCACCUCCACAAGUCACCGUUCCACCUGCAGAACCUAUAGAGAGGACGCAACAACAAUUACAAACGCAAGUAACCGCUUCACCUUCGUUGCCAAUAAACUUCUUAAACACCGUAGCACCAGAGAGUCAUGCCAGCGACACCGUUGUCGAGAGCCUUCAAGAAGCCCUAACGGACAGCAAGAGCCAACAUUCUGGGAAAAAGUCACCUUCCAAACCUACCAGGACAUCUGCUCGUGUAACGUCUUUGCAAGGGAAGUCUCCGGGAAAAUCUCCAAGACAGGAAACGCAGAAAAACGUUCCUGGAGCGCGAGGUCGUGGCAGAGGUGCCAAAAAUUCGGCGCAACACUCCGGUUAUAGGGGGCGUGGACGCGGAAGAGGCAGAGGUCGAGGUAGAAGCGGACAAAAUUCAGGACUCUCUCUGGUCUCCGGCGCGGGUAUUGGCCAACACGAUGACUCCAUUCAGAACAAACUAGUCGGCACAGUUUACGACUUCGAUUCCGACGAAGACUCAACUAGUGAGGCGAAUAUUGCCGAUUUACGCACUAUGAGAGAGCGAAAGAAGUCGACUGAUGCCGCGACGGCUGGAGUCGAAAGGAGAGAUUCCACGGUCAUGGCUUCCGGAGAAAGCGUUCAGUCAAGACUCUCCAGCCCUGGAGGUAGCAGGAAGUAUCUGGAAGACAGACGACUCUCUUGCUCUCCAAGUCAUGAUGAUUCUGUUGUCGUGGAAAGUCAGUCAAACGCUGGACAGAGCUUCGAUACCGUCCUACCACUUAUUCCAGGCCCUGUCGAUAUGAGAACAUACAAUUCCACUCUUGAUGCUUCAAGUUCUUCUACCUUGCAUGGUCAGACGUACGAGAAUCAUUUCCUGGGUACGUUUACGAGUGUUUCAGCUAAUGAUCCUGCCCUCCCGGAUAUCGAAGAAGACCUCGAGAAAGAAUUCGGACCCGCGCUGAUCAAGCAAGGUCAAGAAGACUGUUCAAAGCCGAAUUUUGAUGCGAGUAUCGAUGCCUCAUCUUCUGGCUUUGUUGACGCCAAUAAAGUCUCCUUGACGGAUUCGAGAAACCAGCUGAAGGUUAAGAUCAAAGGUCCUUUCCUGGAUGCUAAUUACGUUGCUACCUCGUCGGUACCACCGCUUGCACAGCAGGCGCCCGUGAUAAUCACACCAGCCGCUACCAGUGCUUCCAUCGCUUCCGGAACCUCAAACCUUAGACGAAUGCGAAAGAAGGAAUUGCUCCGGCAGUACUGUUCUCAGGAUAUGAAUAUGGACGAGCCAGGCUGUGGAAACCUAGCUACGUCAGCACCAAUCAUCAUGCCACAGAUCAAUCGCACAGUGAUAACAAUACCGAAAGCGGUUGCCUCGAUGACCAGUAUACCCACGAGGGAAGACUACAAGGCAGUCGUCGAUGCGAACAUGGAGAAGAAACGAAGAAAAGAAAGAUCUGCCGGAUUCUUGGAUACUAACGAGGAAGAGGGAAGCGUCGAGAGAAGGCGGGGCAGCGCUACUAACGGUGCUAGUUCCAGUGGUAACGCUCCAGUCGGAAACACGGAUCGUAGGAGAGGCAGGCAGAGUAGUGGCGGUAGAUCGACGACUACGACCACCACGACCACUACUACGAACAGUGGUCCGCCGAAGUUGAAGAUCAAGAUCGGUAACAGCAUAAUUGGUGGCCAAGAAAGUGGCCAGGAUGACAGAACGAGGAUCAGACCGCCGAAAAAGCGGUUGUGCAGUAUUCCUAGUAGUACACCGAGCAUCGAGGAGUUAAAGAGAGAGAGUAUGAAAUUCAGGCGUAUGAUCAUGGCCGGUUUCGAUAACGAUGAGAAAUUAAGAGGGAAAAGUAAAAAGGAUAGAAAUAGUAAACGAAAGAAACGACAGUCGAGUAGAAAGGAAGCUAGGGUACGUAUCCUCGAGGGUGGAACCGCUCCUCCGAAAUUAAUAAUAAGACUCGGCAAAGGUAAUGAUUCUCCAUACGAAUUACCGAUUUUGCUCACGGAUGAGGAAGAAGAGGACGAAGAGGAACGACAUCCGACUGAUAGUAGAGUAGGUCCCCCACCUCCGGAACCGGUCAAAGACGAGCCUGUUUACCCAUCGGUAGCUGCUAACAUCGAAGAGAAACAACCUACCGACCCAGAUACUGGUGGUAGUGCACCCAGAAACGUUCGUUCGGCGAAAGUCACUCCGAUUAGGUUAAAAUUGACACGUUGUCAAGAGGGCUACGAGUUGAAGGGCCCACCAGUCCACGGUGAGGAGUCCAGUUUAACGAGGGAGAAACCGGGAAGUCUUGAAGUUUCGAACGAGACGAGAAAUCCACCGAUCAAGGGCCAAGACGAGGAGGAAUCUUCCAGAGAGGAGGAAGAAGAAGAAGAGGAGGAGAACAAUAGUUCCGUGCAGAGGGACUCCUCCACGUGUCCUGCCGCGACAAGUAUACCGCAGGGAUGCCAAGUUAGGUGAUAAUUAAUGAUACUCGUGGAGUAAUGAAGCAGAGGACAAGAACACAUACACACGGUGCUUGUAUGAUUUUUACGAUCGAUAAAGAAAACGGACUCGAUACACGCUUGCGGUGAAAGCAUGUUGCCGUAAUAAGGUGAAAAACUGUUCCUCCAAGUGAUACGGUCGAAGAAGAUCGAGGUAUUGCAUAUUCUUACAAGACAAUUUUUUAUCAUAUUUGUUGCAGCGUAUCGUUGGCUUAGUGGAAAGAUCUAAGAAAGAGACAGACAACACUGAUGUCGUCGUAGGCUUCAAAACUUCAAGUUUUUGGUAUUUGCUUUAAAUCAGGUCAAAUAUUUUACUAAUAUUAUUAAAUUGAAUAAUACUACUUCGAUAAAUAGAUCGAUAUUAAUAAUCAAAUCGUUAGUGAUCAAAUAUUUUUUGUUUUGCAGAUAGAUCCGUUUAGGUUCAAGAUUUUCAAUAGGAGUUGUACAUAUAAUUGAUAAAGUACGGAGUAUGAAUUUUAUCAACUGUUUUCACUAAGCCUAUGAUACGAUAGUUCUUGAUACAACAUUUUUUACAAAAUUGUAUGUAAGAAUUACUUGCAUUAGUCUGUUGAUGAUAUUUAUAGAUCAUGUUUUUUAUUUUAUUAUUAUUAUAUUUUAUUAUUAUUAAUAUUAAUAUUAUUAUUAUUAAUCAAUAUCAUUAUCUUAUGUAUAUACGAUGAUUAUUCUUUGUUCAUAUUAAUGAAUUUCUUUUAUAAAUUUCACCUUCUUACGGCAACAGAAUCACGAAACAAAAACGCUCAUUUCGGCGAGAGGAACAAGGUGGUCGCGCGACUUCUAAGAUAUACUCGUUCUGGACUCGCUUCAACGGACGUUCUCCUACGUUAAAUGAGAAGAAUUUAUACUCCUCGAGAAAAAACAAAAAUAAUCCGGUUUUAUUCUUAAACAAUACUCGAGAGAUGAAAACGGGCGUGCCAUUUCGCGGCGGCGACCAGAUGUCUGUUUUUCCUUGAUGAAAGAGAAAGCAGAUUGAAGAAACAGUCGAGGUUGUUGACGAAGGUCUCCAUGGAAUCUACUGUGAAUUCAACGGACUGAUGUUGUAAAGAAGAAAAAACAUUUUUUGUCUUGUCUACACGAAUUCUCCUGUGUAUGUGUGUAUGUCUGAAUUAUGCGUGUGUAUUGUAUGUGUACAGAGAACUUGAAAAAAAAAAAAUAGGAA